Molecule: messenger RNA, 1269 nt
Organism: Aplysia californica (California sea hare)
Lineage: Eukaryota; Metazoa; Mollusca; Gastropoda; Aplysiida; Aplysiidae
Product: immune-associated nucleotide-binding protein 9-like
Exons: 2
Coding region: 1-1269 (422 amino acids)
Molecular function (GO): GTP binding
Source: RefSeq, a predicted model, not a curated record
AUGACAGCUCCAGGUACCCAGCGAGCUGUAAGCACAAGAUUUCGAGACUUAUGUCAGCGACCUGGUAAGCAGUGGGUGUGUAUUUGGAGAACUUUUUUUUUUGUAUACGAUAAUGUUUCAUUAAUUUUCCUUCUCUACUCUUCUCUCUAUGUUCAUCAGGAAACUCCAAGGAUAGCCUCAAAAACAGAACAGUGUUAUGACUUGCUUCUGCUUGGCAAAACUGGCCAUGGCAAAUCCGCAACCGGCAACUCAAUCUUGGGGUGGAAAGCGUUUAAAUUCUCCUCCUCCAUGUCCUCGGUAACUUUAAAAGUCCAAGCGGAAUGGGCAGUGUGUGACGGUUGCAUCCUUAAAGUCAUCGACGGUCCAGGGAUUGGAGAAACUAGAAUGGACGUGGACCGUGCUAUGGAUAAAGCGGUCGCAGACAUGGCCACAGCGAUGACCAUGUGCACUGAAGGCUUCCACGCCAUGAUAAUUGUUUACAAGUUCGGCAAUCGGUUCACGAAAGAAGAACAGGACAGUUUAGACUUCCUCAGAGGCAUGCUGGGUCAGGACGUGUUUAAGAAGUACGGCGUGUGUGUGAUGACCUAUGGCGAAAACUUUCAAAACUCGGUAGAGGACGAUGGAACACCAGACAAGACGGUUCUUGAAUGGUGCCUAGAGCAAGACAGCGACUUUGCCGAGUUCAUCAAAGAAUGUGGCGGGAGGGUUGUUUUGUUCCACAACCUCUCGAAAGAUCCGAAAAUACAGGGCGAACAGGUGCAAAAGUUCGUGCAUGCUGUGAGCAAGCUCCAAAACAACGGCGAGCGCUACACCAACGCUAUGUUUCACCAAAUGGACGGCGAGCGCAAAAAGUUGAUUUUGAAAGCAAAUCUACCCCAGAUGGAAGAAGAAAUUAAGAAGCAAUGCAGCCUUCUGACACAAUCCUUAGUAGAAAUCAAAAUCGACCAGGUGGAUGCCCCACAAAAGGUGGCAGAUCUGAAGAAGCACGCACAAAAGCUGAUAGAGGAAAUCUGUAAAAAGGAUCAGGGAACCAAGGUUCUUCAACCUCUCAAGGAAAUCGUAGAGUCCUUUUUGUACUUUGCAGAAGUGUUUGAAACGACACGCCACGAGAAAGACAAAGAGGAAAAAGUUAAAGAGCAACUAAACAAAUUGAAAGAGGAAUUGGAACAGAGCAGGAAGAAGUUUGAUAAUGUUCAGAGUGCAUUGGUGAAAAGGGCAAAAGAUGAAGGGUUUUUGACGUUUUGGUCACAGUUGGAAAAGGUAUUUUAA